GUCUCGCCUCGGCCAGCCGGGCCGCCACACCUGCCCAGCAUGCGCAAGCCAAGACUCUUCGCGCACGACCCCAAGGGCAUCCUGCCGCGCAUGUCCUGGUCCCCACACAACCUCUACAACCUCCUCUCCCGCUCGCUCGUGCCGCUGAACCGCGCGCAGACGUCCUUCCGCGACACGGCCGACACGAUGUACCAGCAGCGGUGGCGGUCGAAGCGCUUCCUGCGCGCCUACCACGGCGACUGGAUCCCCGAGCGGCGCUUCAAGCGCUGGUUCCUGCCCACGUCGCUGCCCUCGCUGCUGCAGAAGCGCCAGUCGGCCCUCUCCGCCUCGUCGUCGCAGGCUGGCGGGCAGCAGCAGCGCGAGGCCAGCGCAGAGGAGCGCAUGCCCGUCGCAUCGCUCUUCAUGCGCGACGUCGAGCGCCGCGUCGACACGACGCUCUUCCGCGCCUGCUUUGCGCGCAGCGCGUACGAGGCGCGCGGACUGGUGGUGCAGGGACAUGUGCAGGUGAACGGCGCCAAGGUGACAAACCCGAACCACCUGCUGCAGCCGGGCGACCUCGUCAGCGUGACGCCGGCGGCCAUUCCGAUGCUCAACCCGGCGCUGGCGCCUCACCUGAUUGCAGCCGGCGGCUCCUCUGCGUACGGCGAUGUGCCUGUCGCGCCCGAGUCCACUGCUGCGGACCCGGCGAAGCGCGAGCCCGAGUCUGCUGCUGCGGAGGUGAAGCGCGAGAUCAGCUCGCGCGUUGCGCCGCCGCUGCCCAAGGGCGUGCUGCCCUUCACGCUGCCGGCGUACGCUGCACCACACCUCUUCGUGCCCGGCCACCUCGAGGUCAGCUUCGCCACCUGCUCGCUCAUCUUCCUGCGCGAGCCGACGAUCCUCACUGCGCGCGGCGGGCGCGGCGCCGACGAGCGGGCAGAGGCACCUGCCGAGUCGCGCUUCCACUCCGACUUGGCAUCACCAUAUGCUGCCGGCGGCGAUCUCUUCGCGCUGGCAUGGGAGCACUACGCGCGGGCAGCGCCGCGCAUGCGUGCCGAGGUGCGGCGGGAGCGCGAGGAGGCACGCACGAAGCGCAACGGCUUCGAGAGCGAGCGUGCACAGGGCCGCUGGAGCCUGCGCCGCGCCAUGCGCCGCGGCGUUCUGCGCUCGCUGCUGGGCGGCGAGAGCAUGCCGGGCAAGACGUCGCACCGGAGUGUCAGUGGGACGCAGAGCUAAUGUGAUGACAUCUCCUGGUACUCCUUGCGUGUGUCCCGUGUCUUCGUGGCCGGCGUGGUCGAAGAAGUGCGUCCUAGACACUCCUGCGUGACCAUCGAUGUACUUGUGAUCCGCCCCCAUGCGCUUCCUAGGGGCAAGCACGCCAGGCCUCAGCCAGCGGCUGCUGUGACGCGACCCCCACCUGUUUAG
Molecule: messenger RNA, 1401 nt
Organism: Tilletiopsis washingtonensis
Lineage: Eukaryota; Fungi; Basidiomycota; Exobasidiomycetes; Entylomatales
Product: alpha-L RNA-binding motif-containing protein
Exons: 3
Coding region: 40-1212 (390 amino acids)
Biological process (GO): positive regulation of translational fidelity
Cellular component (GO): mitochondrial small ribosomal subunit
Molecular function (GO): structural constituent of ribosome; rRNA binding
Source: RefSeq, a predicted model, not a curated record